CUGUCAUUAGGACUCAUAGAGUUAGAGUCAAUGAAAAAGUUAAUCUAAGAAACAAAUCUAAAAUUUUAUUUGUGCCAAAUUGAAGAUUAGAAUCCAGGAACAACAUCUCAGAAAAAUCUGUGGACUGUUCCCCCUAUUAGAUAUGAAAGUACAGUUAUAUAAAUUUUAGGGAAUAGAAAGUUGUACUUUGAAUGAUGUAUUAUUGACAGUUUAUAUAAUCCGGAUCUCCAAGAACAACGUGGUGGGUCAUUGCAAGCCCUUAUAAGGAAUUAAAAGAUGACAUAGAAGGAGUCCUUCUUGAUUCCACUACUCAGAUCACCAUGCUCAGACCCAAUAGCUCAGUCUUCAUGCCCUCUGUACUAACGCUCAUCGGGAUUCCUGGCCUGCAGUCCGUGCAGUGUUGGAUUGGGAUUCCAUUCUGUUUCAUGUACCUUAUGGCAAUGAUUGGGAAUACUCUAAUUUUAGUGAUAAUCAAAUAUGAAAACAGCCUUCAUAGUCCAAUGUACAUUUUUCUGGCCAUGUUGGGGGCCACAGACAUUGCACUUAGCACGUGUAUUCUCCCCAAAAUGUUAGGCAUCUUUUGGUUUCAUUUGACAGAGAUUUCCUUUGAUGUCUGUCUUCUACAAAUGUGGCUUAUUCACUCAUUCCAGGCAACGGAAUCAGGUGUUUUACUGGCCAUGGCCCUAGAUCGCUAUGUGGCCAUCUGUAACCCCUUGAGACAUGGCAGUAUCUUCUCCCAAAAUCUCUUGAUUUAUAUUGGAAUUGGUGUGAUACUCAGGGCUGUCGUUCUUGUAGCACCAUGCAUAGUGCUUAUCAAAUAUCGUCUUAAAUUCUACCGAACCACAAUCAUCUCCCACUCUUACUGUGAGCACAUGGCCAUUGUGAAGCUGGCUACUGAAGAUAUACGGAUCAACAAGAUAUUAGGUCUGUUUGUUGCCUUCACUAUCUUAGGAUUUGACAUCAGCUUUAUCACUUUGUCCUAUGUUCAGAUCUUUGUCACUGUCUUUCAGCUACCCCAUAAGGAAGCCAGACUGAAAGCCUUUAAUACAUGCAUCGCUCAUAUCUGUGUCUUCCUGCAGUUCUACCUCCUUGGCUUCUUCUCUUUCUUCACUCACAGGUUUGGCUCUCACAUACCCCCAUAUGUUCAUAUCCUUUUAUCCAGCCUUUACCUGUUAGUUCCACCUUUUCUCAACCCAAUCGUCUAUGGAGUGAAGACCAAACAAAUUCGUGACCAUGUCCUGAAAAUGAUCUUCUCCAAAAGACAUCCUGAUCAUUAG
Messenger RNA from Odocoileus virginianus texanus, 1277 nucleotides. RefSeq names its product olfactory receptor 52A5-like. The record is from RefSeq and is a predicted model, not a curated record. Gene Ontology annotation, molecular function: G protein-coupled receptor activity; olfactory receptor activity. Gene Ontology annotation, biological process: G protein-coupled receptor signaling pathway. Gene Ontology annotation, cellular component: plasma membrane. Lineage: Eukaryota; Metazoa; Chordata; Mammalia; Artiodactyla; Cervidae.